Sipha flava (yellow sugarcane aphid) is the source of this 1461-nucleotide messenger RNA. RefSeq names its product elongation of very long chain fatty acids protein 6 (gene Baldspot). Gene Ontology annotation, molecular function: fatty acid elongase activity. Gene Ontology annotation, cellular component: endoplasmic reticulum membrane. Bases 430 to 1275 code for a protein of 281 amino acids. Lineage: Eukaryota; Metazoa; Arthropoda; Insecta; Hemiptera; Aphididae. The transcript has 2 exons. The record is from RefSeq and is a predicted model, not a curated record. Gene Ontology annotation, biological process: sphingolipid biosynthetic process; fatty acid elongation, saturated fatty acid; fatty acid elongation, polyunsaturated fatty acid.
UACGUCGUGGCUGUUGUUGUGUUUUCACGACCGCGUCCCAGCGCACCAGUCCACUUUCCGUUCGCACGCACCCGCGAGACCACGACCGCCGUCGCAUAGCCGUCUCGUCGGUCAUACGUUCCCUCUCGUCCACGGCUGCACGCGUUUCUCUCUCUCUCUCUCUCUCUCUUUCUUCCUUCGUCCCACUCGUCCGCGGUCUCACUGCUUCCUCUCGCCCUCUCGCACCGCCGCCGACAUUUCGCGCACGCGGUUCUCUUCCCGGCGUCAUUCCUCUCGACCGAUCACUACGAUCGUAACCGUCGUAUAACUCGCACGCGUCGCGCCACUCGUCGUCGUCUUCGUCACAACAAUUUUGUAGUGCACCAGCCGUUUAUUACGCGCUAUUAUCUUCGCUCGCCGUAGCCAGUUCGCGACCCCGACACACGCGCCAUGGUCCGCCUAACGAUGCUCCCGCAACCGAACAACUACUCAUACGUAUUCGAUUUCGAGGAGAACUUCCACUACGAAUGGACGCGGCAAUGGAUGACCGAGAACUGGACCAACGGGUUCUACUACUGUACCAUUUACGCCAUGGUGGUGUUCGGGCUCCGGCGCAUGAUGCGCGACCGCGCCGGGUUCCGGCUCAAAGGGCUGCUGGUGCUAUGGAACACGAUGCUGGCCACGUUCAGUCUGGUCGGGUUCGCGCGCACCGCGCCUGAAUUGUUCCGCGUGCUCAACAAAUACGGUCUGCACCAUUCGGUGUGCGUCACCAGCUUCGUCGAGGAUGACCCGGUGUCCGGCUUCUGGUCGUGGCUAUUCGUGCUGUCCAAGCUGCCCGAGCUGGGCGACACGAUAUUCAUUGUGCUCCGCAAGCAGCCACUGAUCUUCCUGCACUGGUACCAUCACAUCACCGUGCUGCUGUACACGUGGUUCUCGUACAUGGAGUUCACGGCGUCCGCGCGGUGGUUCAUCGUCAUGAACUACUCGGUGCACUCGAUGAUGUAUACGUACUACGCGGCGCGCGCCAUGGGCUACCGGCCGCCCAAGUCCGUGUCCAUGUUCAUCACGGCCAGCCAGUUGACGCAAAUGUUGGUCGGCUGCUUCAUCAACUACACCACGUACGGGUACCUGAAGGCCGGCGGGCCGCACUCGUGCCGCGUGUCCAAGCUCAACAUCAUUCUGUCGUCCACCAUGUACCUGAGCUACCUGAUACUAUUCGCCCGGUUCUUCUACAACGCGUAUAUACUCAAGUCCCGCGGCGGCGGCGCGUCCAAGAAGUCGUCCAAACAACACUAAUCGCAACGAAGACGACGACGGCGAAGGCGGCGGACGUGAAUACACCCGCGCGCACUACCCCUCCCCCUCUACUAUCGAUGUGUGCUGUCGCCAUGCAAGCUCGCGCCGAUUAUUAAUUUUCAACCACGUGCACUGAUAUAUUAUUAUUAUGAUUAUUAUUAUUACUAUUAUUUAUGAGAUAAACAU